AUGGGCUGCCUAACAUGGAUCCGAGGUUUUAAAUUAACAUCAUUUCCAUUUCUUCAAGAUAGUGAACUCAACAAAAUAGCUGCAUUCUUCAAUGCUUUCACAUUCUUCUUGACAUGUGCUGCUUUAGCCCAGCCGAGUUGGUUCAGAAUAAAAGGACUGCAUUGCACCCAGAGUCUCUCACUCACUCAAUUCUUCACAUUUGAUGAUGAUGAUGACGAUGAUGAUCAAUUUAUUAUUCAGAACAAGGAACUGGAUCCUUUAAGUAGAUCUGAUUUUAUUGGUCUACAACCAUGUAUAACAACUGAAAUUAUUACGCUCAUGAGAAUCCUUAUACUUUUAUGUUUUAUGGUAUUACUGAGCUCAUGCAUUGGAGUGCUUAUAAAUCUGAUCAAUCAUAAUAGUAAAGCUCUUAAAAUGCUACGAAGGAAUGCUGUACCAAGCAUAAUGUGUGUAUUUUGGGUAAUAGCUAUAGUAGGUGUUUGCUACUAUACUACAGUUGUUUUGGGUAAUGCAAACAACAGUGACCCAAAUACCAUUCAAGUUGAUUAUGAAUACGGAUUUUACACAAUAACUGGAGCAGGUGCCUUAGCUUUAGUGGCAUCUGCAGCCAAUCUAUGGGGUGCUCCGCUUUCAAAUGACGAAGAUGUUCAAAGAAGGAAUCUAAUGGAUGACUGGGAUGGUUAUGAAGCUCAUAGUGUUGGCCCCACGCCAUCAGUGCCUGCAUUACCGCCAUAUACACCGAGUCCAAUUUAUGUACCAACAGUACAUUCAGCUUUCCCAACACCAGUUCUCGGUAAUCAACAGUAUUUCCCAUUUGAUGACCUAUCAGUUUUACCCCCUCCACCGCCAUACACACCAUAG
Messenger RNA from Danaus chrysippus (African queen), 861 nucleotides. NCBI's taxonomy places the organism in Eukaryota, Metazoa, Arthropoda, Insecta, Lepidoptera, Nymphalidae. The record is from the annotation of a GenBank genome assembly.